Messenger RNA from Perca flavescens (yellow perch), 4616 nucleotides. RefSeq names its product alpha-2-macroglobulin. Gene Ontology annotation, molecular function: endopeptidase inhibitor activity. NCBI's taxonomy places the organism in Eukaryota, Metazoa, Chordata, Actinopteri, Perciformes, Percidae. Gene Ontology annotation, cellular component: extracellular region. The coding region runs from base 129 to 4439 and encodes 1436 amino acids. The transcript has 37 exons. The record is from RefSeq and is a predicted model, not a curated record.
GUGAUCUGAAUUGUCACGACCAGGGAUCUAUAUAACGAUGUAGACUGGCUUGGUUUGAAUUUCCAAAAGGAGCGUUGAACCCCGAUCAGACAUCUCAGCCCAACCGUGGUAGGUGGUCUGAAAGAGUCAUGGGUCGUCCUGGGAUUCAGAUGUGGACAUGGAAACUGUGUGUCUUCUUGAGCUGGAUGUGCGUGGGCCAAGCGGUGGCAGGACCGCAGUACAUGGUAGCCAUUCCUGCAAUUCUUGAAUCUGGAGCCGAGACCAAAUUCUGUACGAGUCUCCUGCAGCCCAGCAAGACUCUGGAAAUGAGCGUCACUCUGAUGUCCCAAAAGGCGAAUACAAUCCUUCUGAAGAAGGCGUCCAGUAAAACCUUUCAUACCUGCACUAAAUUUAAGGUUCCUGUAGUGCAGGAUGAAGUGGUGCAGAACUUCGUGGUGGAGGUACGAGGCCACACAUUCUACUCUAAAGAAGUCCGAAAAGUUAAGAUCCAAGUCUAUCAACCAAUGACAUUCAUCCAAACGGAUAAACCAAUCUACCUCCCAGGACAAACAGUGCAAUUCAGAGUCAUCACACUGGAUACCAAGUUAAGACCUGUCAAUCAGCUGUACGAUGUAAUCAAAAUUGAGGAUUCUAACAGCAACAGGAUUGGACAGUGGCUGAAUGAAACCUCAAAUAGUAAGAUAUUGCAGCUUUCUUACCCCUUGAACUCUGAGGCCCGUGAAGGAGCCUAUCAAGUUAUUGUGUCGAUUGGGUCAGAUCAAAUACAAAACGUAUUUGAGGUGAAAAAUUACGUUUUGCCUAAAUUUUACCUGCAAAUAAAAGCAUUUGAUGAAGUAAGUAUUAAUCGGGAAGAAAUCAAAGCUGAAGUCUGUGCAACGUAUACAUAUGGACAACCUGUGCCGGGCAGUGUUGACUUUAAGGUGUGCCGACCUUUAAAUGCCUAUGUUGGUGUACCUCUUGUAUACACCCCUUGCUACGAAAAAACAAAGCAGAUGGACAAGAAGGGCUGUGCCACUUUCAUCUUCCCAAUGUCAACUUUCACAAAACUUGCACAGCAGGCGCUUCAAGAUGUACUGCAACUCAGUGCAAAUAUGAAAGAGGAGGGGACAGGUAUUUCAAUCUCACAGGAGAAGACUACGGUGAUUUCAUAUGUUGUUGGAAAGCUGUCUUUCACUGACACUCCCAAGAUUUAUAACAAAGGAUCAAAUGUGGAAGGAAAAGUUAAAGCAGUUAAUUACAAUAAUGCACCCAUUCCUGACAUGCCGGUGUUCCUGUUUGAGGGAGAAAGGUGGUCUUCGCGUUGGUUACAGAAUCUCAGAACAGACAGUGAUGGUGUCGCCACUUUCUCAUUAAGCACAGCUGACUUUAAAGGAGACAUCCACUUACAAGUUAGCAACACACGGACACUGGGCUACCCUCCUUACAGAACACCAUACUACGAGGCUAAAGAUCACACAGUGUCUUUGGCCACGCUUUCUUCUCCUGAUUCUAAAACGGUCAGCUUCCUGGAUGUAAAGAAGAAGGAUGAACCUCUGUCCUGUGACAAAGAAGAAGAAAUCUUCAUCCAAUACAGCAUAGUUGGAGAGGCCCAGGGCUUUGUGGAUGUGAUGUAUCUGGUCUUAUCAAGAGGAGCCAUUGUUAUACAAGGAGUUGAACGGGCCAAAGUCAAACGUAAAUUGGUGAAUGAGGGCAAGGUGUCCUUUAAGCUGACAGUGUCUCCAGACAUGGCACCAAACGUCCAGGUUGUGGCUUACGCAAUCCUCCCCAGUGAGACUGUGAUCGCCAACAGCGGACUUCUCACGGAGCAAUGCUUCAGUAACAAGGUGUCUCUGAAGUUUUCCCCGUCCUCGGCCGUCCCAGGAGAGGAGACAAUCAUGCAGGUUACCGCCCGGCCAGAAUCUCUGUGUGGUGUGAGCGCUGUUGACCAGAGCGUCCUCAUCAUGGAGCCAGGGAAGACUCUGGAUGCAGACAAGAUAUUUCAAUUGUUGCCAGUCACAACAAUGUCCUCUAUUCCAUAUGACGUUCAAGAUAGUGAGCCAUGUUGGUCUGUGGGACCAAGAAAAUAUGGUUUGCCAUACCCCAAUGGUGAUGGGACAGUUGGUGCUUAUACAGUUUUCCAGAACGUAGGGAUGAAGAUGGCAACAAACAUGGAUAUCAAAGAGCCUUUGUGCCUCUUCCACACAGGAAGAGAAUACUACCAGAGUUUUGGGUUUAAGCCUUUCGGAUUGGAAGAAAUGGCAGCCCCUGUCCUUGUGGAAGCUCCUAAUAUGCCAUCUCCUGAUAAAUCCCCAAUAGUGACAGUCCGCACUUUCUUCCCAGAGACCUGGAUAUGGGACCUGGUGGAAGUUGGAGAGUCUGGAACGAAGGAGGUGUCCCUCACUGUCCCGGACACCAUCACCACCUGGGAGACGGAGGCUUUCUGUCUGUCCCCUCGGGGUUUCGGCUUGGCUCCACGUAAAAACAUCACAGUCUUCCAGCCCUUCUUCCUGGAGCUCAGCCUGCCCUACUCCAUCAUUCGGGGGGAGCACUUUGAACUGAAGGCCACCACCUUCAACUACCUGACCAGCUGCAUCAUGGUCACUGUGACUCCAACCCCCUCCUUGGAUUACACACUCACCCCCCUCUCCGGUGACCAGUACACAUCUUGUCUGUGUGGCAGUGAGCGCAAGACCCUCAGCUGGACCAUGGCCCCCUCAGCCUUGGGAGUUGUAAAUGUGUCGGUGAGUGCUGAGGCCGUGACAUCCCAAAUUUCAUGUGACAAUGAGAUUGUGAGCGUGCCUGAAAGGGGACGAAUUGAUGUGGUCACACGACCUCUCAUAGUAAAGGCUGAGGGAACUGAGAUGACAAAGACCUACAACUGGCUGCUCUGCCCAAAAGGGGAAGCUUUGACAGAGGAAAUGGACGUAAAACUCCCUAAGAACAUGAUUGAUGGAUCUGCCCGUGCUUCAGUAUCUGUCCUUGGUGACAUUCUGGGCCGGGCUCUGAAGAACCUGGAUGGGCUGCUGCAGAUGCCGUAUGGAUGUGGUGAGCAGAACAUGGCGCUCCUUGCCCCAGACAUCUACAUCCUCGAGUACCUGAGAAACACACAGCAGCUGACCCCAGCCAUCAGGGAAAAGGCUACAAACUUCCUGACCAGUGGCUACCAGAGACAGCUGAACUACAAACAUCAGGACGGUGCUUACAGCGCAUUUGGAACAGGAACAGGGAACACUUGGCUGACUGCAUUUGUGUUGAGAUCGUUUGCCAAAGCUCAGUCUUUCAUCUACAUUGACCCAGCGAACAUUGAAGCGUCCGUGACCUGGCUGAAAAGUAAACAACAAAAAAAUGGCUGUUUUGAACAGUCAGGAAAGCUCUUCAACAACAGAAUGAAGGGUGGUGUGUCUGAUGAAGUUACUCUCAGUGCCUACAUCACUGCUGCCUUCUUGGAGAUGCAUUCUUCUAUAGAUGGUCCUGUGAAGCAGAGCUUGUCUUGCCUCAAGGAGUCGAUCAGUGACCUCAGCAACACCUACACCACAGCUCUGCUGGCGUACGUCUUCACCCUGGCAGGAGACAUGGAGACCCGUGCUCACCUACUGAAGCACCUAGACACUGUUGUAUUACAAAAAGGAGGUUUCCUCCACUGGUCUCAGACAGCAACAGAAACGUCAGCCUCUCUGUCUGUGGAGAUCAGCUCCUAUGUGCUGCUGGCUAAACUCAGUGCCUCUCCGACUGUUGAAGACCUGGGCUACGCCAGCCGCAUCGUUAGAUGGCUGACUAGCCAGCAGAACUAUUAUGGAGGAUUCUCCUCCACACAGGACACCGUGGUGGCUCUUCAGGCUCUGGCUCUCUACUCCACUCUGGUGUUCAGUCCAGAGGGUUCAAGCACAGUGACGGUCCAGUCUCCCAGUGGCCAGCUGGUGUUUGAUGUGAAUCAGAACAACAAGCUGCUCUACCAGGAGAAGCAGCUGCAGGACAUGACAGGAAAGUACAGCCUGGAGGUGAAGGGCACUGCAUGUGCUGCAAUACAGAUUUCUCUCGUCUAUAACAUCCCGACUCCUGCUGAUGUUGCCACUCUCAGUGUUGAGGUCAAACCAGAGGCCGACUGCAUCAGCAAAAUACCCAAACUCAGUCUGAACCUAAGAUCCCUAUAUAGUGGAAAGGAGUCGAGCACAAACAUGGUUAUCCUGGAUAUCAAAAUGCUCUCUGGAUUUGUCCCAGACCCAGAGUCUCUGAACAUGCUCAAAGGUGCCCUGCUGGUGGAUCGUGUUGAUCAAAAGGAGGAUCAUGUUCUGGUGUACAUACGGGAGUUACCGAAGGACAUAGGCAUCAACCACAGCCUGAAGCUCAUACAGGAGCACCAAGUGCAGAACCUGAAGCCAGCCGUGGUCAAGAUCUACGACUACUACCAGCCAAGUGACCAGUCUGAUACAGAAUACAGCCACCCUUGUGUUGCAGCUUGAAGAGCGUGUGGUCAGUCCUUGAGUCGUCCAGAAGAUACAUAUUAUGUACUAACACCAUGUCUGUUUGUAUUUCCUUGUUAGUAUUCUGCCACAACCCCUUACAGCUGUGUAACUACUGUUUGAAAUGAAAUACAUGCAUAAUGGACAAUAAAAUGUGCUGUAAUGCCCAGCUUGAAA